Messenger RNA from Botrytis deweyae, 2820 nucleotides. RefSeq lists its product as uncharacterized. The record is from RefSeq and is a predicted model, not a curated record. The coding region runs from base 1 to 2820 and encodes 939 amino acids. The transcript has 15 exons. NCBI's taxonomy places the organism in Eukaryota, Fungi, Ascomycota, Leotiomycetes, Helotiales, Sclerotiniaceae.
AUGCCUCAUCCUCCUCCUCCGUGUUGGCGACCGCAUAUACCUCGUACUGAGCUUGCGGACGUAUACGGCCAUCUCGCCGAGCCAGAACUUCAAGGUGUUAUACCAUUAAAGAGCGGCCUCACGCCAGUAACUUUGAAACCGCAUUCUACCUAUGAUGAGAGAAAAUUCGCCGACGAUGUGCGCUGGCUACAGAGGCUUUGCUUGGCAGAUUUUACCGCUGCAGAGUUGGAGAGGUUAGAUGUCUUGGCACCACUUUACCAUAUCUAUGAAGACGAAACUGCAAUUAACCCAAAUGCGGACAUUACCAUCCAUCCUGUAAUGCAAAGAAAAAAGUGGAAUUACCCCUUGCCAAAACAAUUGGCUGACUUCCCUUUGGGAGGAGACUUGGAUGGGUACUGGAAUGCUGUAAGUGGAAGGCUUCCUGUGGCGGGUGCAAAUGACGGUUCUGAUGAUGACGCAGUGUACAGACGACACUGUGUGGGAGGUCAUACUUCCAUCCAUUCGAAUAGCAAGCUUGUAUAUCUCGCAUGCGGAUUUGUGGCCAUGUCGGAGGUCCCUUUUACAUUGAUGACACCACGUUCAGGCUGGAAACGAUUCAAUACUAGAGAUCCUCUAGUGUAUGGGACUGAAGCAGGUAGAAGAAACGUCCGAGACAGAAUCUUGAGCCAUUCUAAGAAUAUAUAUUUCCGCCUAACAAGCUCGUAUACCGAUCCAGCAAACGGUGUUCUAGCAGUAGAUCACAAAUUUGGAAGUAUUGCUGGACAAACGUUAACCAGCUCAAUAAGCAACAUUUCUGUUGUAAACAUUGAUUUCCAUGCUCUCGCAGCUUUGCUUCCUGGAACUGUGGAAAAGUUGAAUACUGCAGAAAUACGUAUGGUCCAGGGAGAAGUUGCAAAGACCAUCAUACAUGAGCUUGGUCAUGCCCUUUUUCAGCAAACAUACAAAACCUAUUUGCCCAACCAUAAUGGCAAUGAGAUAUAUUUUCAUCGGGAAGUAAUUGCGGAAAUGGGGAUAUCGAUGGAGCAGAGUGUAUUUGGCGGGACUACACGGUCUCUUCGUGAUGCACCAGAUGAUGCGUUGCUCGAUUUGGAGGGAGGAGUUGUGUUCAAUGAUAUAAACAACGCGGGCACUCACGGUAAUGAAGGGAACCCAGUCCUACUCAAUAAACCACCGGUGAUUACUCCAUCCCUUCGAGCUGUUUCUUCCCGCAUUCAAUUCACCACGAUAUACUUUGACAUGGAUAUGGGAAGCAAAAGCAGAUUUGAAUCCUUUGUUAUGAAAUAUGGAACACAAACUGUGAAAUAUAAAAAGGUCAUAGGUACAAAGGUUGAUCUCAAGGAAGAUGGUACGAGAUUCAGUAGUAUAAGGGAUCCGUUCAUCGAGUUUGAGGGCAUACCAAACAACGGUCAACAUACCAGGUUAAGGUCGGACACAUUGAAUACUUCAGAGCCCCCUCGCAAACGACAGAGGAUCCCAACCGCCCCAGCCGCCGUUGUGCGAAGGGCUCGUACUUUCCGAGGGCCAAGGCGCACCCAGGCAACAAAACCACAGAUUGACACGCUUGCUGAAUUCAGAGAUCAAGAUUUACCGCCAUGUCCUCGGUUCGACGAGAUUAGCGCGUAUUUGAUCGAUAAUCGUCGAGAGUUGGCUCUGCACACAAUGUGUUUUGCCAUGCCUGAGCAUACUUUGCGUGAUUAUAUUUUACGACUUGGUGGGCUGGAAAUUAGUGCCAAAGAAUGGCGUGCGUAUCUUCUGCAUUGCGAAGCCGUCCCGUAUCUCUUUAGGUUCCAGCCGCAUGGAAGAAUUCGUGACAUCUCGACUUAUCGUGGCUCCAUCCAACUUCAUGCUUCCAGCUGGCCAAAGACGGAUCUUCCACCCUUCAAGUCGAUAGAUGCAGGGGAUGAACGUUUUAUGAAAAAACUCGUCAAAGGGUUGAGACUUUGCAUCGCUAUGGACGCGCUCUCAAGAAAAUACGACCAAUUUUUAGAUCAGAUAUGGCUCCAUUCUGUCUUCUGGGACGUCGACAUUGAGACAUUCCUUACUUUGUUCAACGCCGAUGUCAAACAGGGUGAUGGAGUAGCGAGCAUGGUUGGACUAGAUCUGAUUUCCAAAGAAGAAGUUGAAGAUUUGAUACAGGUUUUGGCAUCUAUUCGAUUAGUACUUACUUGGGCUCCAAAAGGCAUCAUCCGACGCUUACCACUAACUACCACGGAAUGCAAAGUACUCACCAGUGGAGGAACAAGCCUAAGAGACAUUGUUCUGCCCAAAGGUCGAUCACUGAUUGAUUGGGAUGCGGGAUAUGAGGCUUUGUGUAAGUGGGACGACGAGGAUAUGGAAACCAAUCUGGAAACGCUGGACAAGGGGGACACGGGCAUCACGUAUGCUGACGGGCGACACGAAAGCGCCAAGGAGUACGCGACGCGUACCGAACCGCCGCCCGUCAAGACGCAAGCGCAGCUGGAAGCGGAAGAGUUUGCGCAGCAAGUCUUGGAUUUGGAUACUUCGGUUCUGGCGUAUAUGGAGGCGCAUCCGGAGGCCGCGGACGAGGAUAUCUUUGAACAGUCGUUUUGGGAGAUGUGGAGGGGGUUUCAUGGCGAGGGGACGAGGGAGGAUGCGCAGGAGGAAUUUUAUGAUUCGUUGCCGCAUCUUAAGGCGUUGAGGAGGGGGGGUGGGGAUGCUGGUGGGGGUGGGGGUGCUGGGGGUGGGGGUGCUGGGGGUGGGGGUGCUGGGGGUGGGGGUGCUGGUGGAGGGGGAGGGGGAUUGAAUGUGGAGAAUAUUAUGAAUGCUAUGGCGGCGGAGGGGAAUUGUCCGGAGAUGUGA